Messenger RNA from Bipolaris victoriae FI3, 1434 nucleotides. RefSeq lists its product as hypothetical. The transcript has 2 exons. The record is from RefSeq and is a predicted model, not a curated record. Lineage: Eukaryota; Fungi; Ascomycota; Dothideomycetes; Pleosporales; Pleosporaceae. The coding region runs from base 1 to 1434 and encodes 477 amino acids.
AUGAAGCACUUUAACUCAGAUGUCGACGCUGUGCAGCAAUCGGAAUGUCCCAACCAUAUUUCGAAGCGUCGCAAACUACGACUGGGCAACCCCAGGACGCGCCGCACAUCUCCGCCCCAUUCGAAUCCAUCGAAAUUACCAAACUCAGCGUCACAGUCGUCCUAUACAUCCUCACAACCAUUCAUACACGCCGAAGAAACACUCAAGAGUACACACCAGCACGUGUUAGUAGAGCCAGAUGAGAAAGCAGCGUCUAUAGCACACUGGGUCAUAAGAUGCGAGGCUGACACGAUGGCACCACCAACACCACGAAGCGGAUCUGUUUCGUCCAGCCGUGGGAGACGCUCCUCUAAGCGUUCUGCACGUGCGUCUCGAACGCCCAGCCCUAGCAAGCGAACGUUACCACAAACGUACCGUAACCAGAAUAUGUCUUACGCUGGAGUCUUCAUUGACGACCUAGUUGAACUUCCGCAUGAGGUUAAAUGCAAAGUGCAGUAUAUACUAGAACUAGAGUCUUUGGAGAACGCAAAUGGUAUAACGGAAGACGAAUCGCAGCAGGCCGCCUAUGUGAAAAGGUACCUGGAUCAGUCGCGUUCUAAUGCAAAAAGUUGUUCGCUCGAAGGAGAUUGGAAAGCCAGUUUAUUCAGCCUUAUGGGCGACUUAGCACGAGACAACUUCCAAUGUCAUACAUCAGAGAAGCUGUGGAACGCCGACCUCAAGCCCUCGCCGCCCGGCGUAGCCCAAUCUGACGAUGAAAGUGGUGCAUCAACACCGUGCUUUCCACAGCCGCCAUCUAUGCCCCCCAACUUCGAUUCACAAUCAGCUUCCGGGUUUCCAGGGCCAGUGCCUUCACUGCAACCGUACACACCCUCCAUCGCUUACACGACCAGCAGCGAAGCUGCCGACCCGUUCUACAUCUCAACACCAAAGCCGGACAUCGUAGUAGGACUUGAUGACAGGCAUUUCGCGCCAACGCAUCGAUUUCGGUUGGCUAAACACCAACGCUUUGGAUCGAUACUGAGCGACCCACAUACGGCUGCCAUGGGCUUGCGUUUCCCCUUUCUAAUUGCAGAGACGAAAGGUUUGAGCCUGAAUGGAGGUCUGGUGGCUGCGCAGAAUCAAGCUGCUAUUGGUGCCGCUUGUAUGCUGAAGAUACUAGAUGAACUUGAGAACCAGGCUACACUGCUCACAGAAUCUGCGUCUCCAGCAGAACCCCCACUCUGUUUCUCUAUUACGACCGAGGGUCCAGUACAUGAGUUGUGGGUCCAUUUCAAAGUUAGAGACGCGACUCAUAUGCAUAAUAUUAGGACGUGGCGUACAACAGACGCACGCCACGUGCGGGAGCUGGUGUGCUACCUUACUCGAAUUUUGAAGUGGGCUAAAGAUGACUUCAUGGAGAAAAUACGAGAGAAGUUGAACACGGUACCAGACUAG